Messenger RNA from Mizuhopecten yessoensis (Yesso scallop), 5348 nucleotides. RefSeq names its product cell division cycle protein 27 homolog. The coding region runs from base 33 to 2159 and encodes 708 amino acids. The transcript has 21 exons. Gene Ontology annotation, biological process: cell division. Gene Ontology annotation, molecular function: protein binding. Lineage: Eukaryota; Metazoa; Mollusca; Bivalvia; Pectinida; Pectinidae. The record is from RefSeq and is a predicted model, not a curated record.
UCACAGCUUUAAACGAGGACAUUGCAUUUUUCAUGGCGGCAAUGUUGUUACAAGAACCAGUGAUACAGACCGCUAUAUGGGAUGCGUUGAAUAACUACUGUUACAAAGAUGCAACUUUCUUGGCAGAACGACUUGUGGCCGAGGUCAAGACAUCAGACGAAGCGCUAUUUUUACUGGCAACAUGUUACUACAGAAUGGGAAAGUCCAUACAGGCCUACAUGUUACUACGGAAGCGAGGCUGUCCAACCCCACAGAGUAAAUACCUGCUAGCUCGGUGCUGUGUAGACCUCAACAAAUUAUCUGAAGCAGAAGAGGUGUUGGUAGGCAAUAUAUUCCAAAGUAAAACCAAAUCCUGUGAUGAACUAGAGGCUGAGUUCAGUGGAAUAGCCUGCCAUGUGUUCUCCUUAUUAGGGCAUGUGUACAGCACUGCCAGAAAUGCAGAUAUCUCCGGUCUAGUAGGCAAGAAACAGAGUGAUAGUCCUUUGUCGUCUGUGAGUCACCUUGUCCAGGGCAUAAUGGAAUACCAGAGUGAUAGUCCUUUGUCCUCUGUGAGUCACCUUGUCCAGGACAUAAUGGAAUACCAGAGUGCUAUACAGAGUGAUAGUCCUUUGUCCUCUGUGAGUCACCUUGUCCAGGGCAUAAUGGAAUACCAGAGUGACAAAAGUGAACCCUGUCAGGUAUUCAAGGCGCCGCCUAACUCCCAGAUCACAACAAUACCUCAGGUGGUCAAACACAUCUGCAGUCCCAACUUGGCUCGCCUCGACAUGAUGGAAUUCCUGAAAACUCCGGAUACACUUCAGCAACACACCCUCUGCGAGUCCAAAAGUCAGACACCGUUUCAAGGUCAAGGGACGCCAUUUACACCAAGUUUUGCAAAUCUAGACUCGCCGUCACACCUUAUGUUUGUCACGCCCUCGCCAGCACUGACGGACAGUAAUACUCUGGAAAGCCGGGCACCUUGUAAAAAGCCUGUGACACGGAGAAGUCAACAGACGGGGAUACAGAAUAACCCCCCUGCAGUACGGAAACGUACAGUGAAGGAAAACAAAAGUCCAAGAGGAACGGGAAGAAAUCCAAAGAAAAAUAUAGGUCUGGGGCUGGGGAAGACUGAUCAUACAAAUGACACGGGUACGAAGCCUCUACAGUCGGACACACCGUCACAAACACAGAUUCUCCAGAUACAACAUCAGUCCUUGUGUGGAAUGCUGAACCUGUUGCAGAGCAUGGGGCGGGCAUACCAGGCCCUGAGUCAGUAUGACUGUAGAAAGGCCAUCGAGUGCUUCCAGGACCUGCCCCUCCACCACUACAACACUGGCUAUGUCCUGUGUAAGGUGGGACGCGCAUACUUUGAGCUCGCCCAGUAUCAGAAGGCCGAGCGUGUUUUCUCCGAAGUGAGGUCAUUAGAACCUUACCAUUUGGAUGGCCUGGAAAUACACAGUACUACCUUAUGGCAUUUACAGAAGGAUGUUGAGUUAUCUACCCUUGCUCAGGAACUCUCUGACAUGGAUAAAUCGGCUCCACAGGCGUGGUGUGCCAUGGGGAACUGUUUCAGUCUACAGCGAGAGCAUGACACUGCCAUCAAGUUCUUCCAGCGAGCAAUACAGGUUGACCCGAGCUUUGCCUACGCCUACACGUUACUCGGCCAUGAGUACGUAUUCACUGAGGAACUUGACAAGGCAAUGUCGUGUUUCAGAAACGCAAUCCGAGUUAACCCUCGUCACUACAAUGCAUGGUACGGUGUUGGAAUGAUCUAUUUUAAGCAGGAGAAGUUUACGCUGGCUGAAGUUCACUACCGGAAAGCUCUCCUGAUCAACCCGCAAAGUCCAGCACUUCUCUGUCAUAUAGGGGUGGUACAGCAUUCCCAACAGAAGUCUGAGAGCGCCCUCACCACUCUGAACAAAGCCAUAGAGACAGACCCUAGUAACCCACUAUGUAAAUUCCACAGAGCAUCCAUUUUAUUUGCCAGUGAACGACAUAAAGAUGCCCUACAGGAGUUAGAGGAGCUAAAGCAAAUUGUUCCCAAAGAAUCUCUCGUGUAUUUCUUAAUAGGCAAGGUUCACAAGAAGUUAGGUAAUUCUGAUUUAGCACUAAUGAAUUUUUCCUGGGCCAUGGACUUGGAUCCAAAAGGAAUCAAUAACCACGAAACAGGGCCUGACUGAGGUCUACACAUACUAUUAGUUACAGAUCAUCACUGACCAGCAGCCUAGGGACCGACCCAGUUUUUCCUAUGAAAGAGACCCAGUAUUCCUUGUUCUGGUACAUUUGACCAUGUGAUGCGAUAUUACACAGGUCACCAGAUCCCUUAUUACAGAUGUCGGUCUUGCUCACUCAACAGGGUCAGUACAAAGGAAGUUGGUCUAGGAACACUGACCAGACGUAGAAUGACCAACACCACUAGCUGUUUGGACACAGCUGGUUUUCCAGGGAGACACUACAAUACCAUUGCCAAAUGUUUUAUUAUUAUAUGUACUAAAAGAUGGGUGUGAGGUUUUAGUGUGAAAAUGAAUGUCCUACAUAUUCUUAACUCAGUGUGUGAUAUGUGCAGGUGGUCAUGUGAUGGAAAUCAUGUGACACAGGGAUAGGAAGUCAUGUUAUACAAGGAUGUUGAGUCAUGUGAUGGAAGUCAUGUGACACACGGAUAGUGAGUCAUGUGGUGGAAGUCAUGUGACACGGGGAUAGUGAGUCAUGUGACACAGGGAUAGUGAAUCAUGUGAUAGAAGUCAUGUGACAUAGGGAUAGUGAGUCAUGUGAUGGAAGUCAUGUGAUACAGGGAUAGUGAGUCAUGUGAUGGAAGUCAUGUGACACACGGGUAGUGAGUCAUGUGAUGGAAGUCAUGUGACACACUGAUAGUGAUUCAUGUGAUGGAAGUCAUGUGACACAGGGAUAGUGAGUCAUGUGAUGGAAGUCAUGUGAUAUACGGAUAGUGAGUCAUGUGUUGGAAGUCAUGUGACACAGGGAUAGUGAGUCAUGUGAUGGAAGUCAUGUGACAUACGGAGAGUGAGUCAUGUGUUGGAAGUCAUGUGACACAGGGAUAGUGAGUCAUGUGAUGGAAGUCGUGCGACACACGGAUAGUGAGUCAUGUGUUGGAAGUCAUGUGACAGGGAUAGGAAGUCAUGUGUCACAGGGAUAGUGAGUCAUGUGAUGGAAGUCAUGUGACACACGGAUAGUGAGUCAUGUGUCACAGGGAUAGUGAGUCAUGUGAUGGAAGUCAUGUGACACAGGGAUAGUGAGUCAUGUGAUGGAAGUCAUGUGACAGGGAUAGGAAGUCGUGUCACAUGGAUAGUGAGUCAUUUGAUGGAAGUCAUGUGUCAAAGGGAUAGUGAGUCAUGUGAUGGAAGACAUGUGACACAGGGAUAUUGAAUCAUGUGAUGAAAGUCAUGUGACACACGGAUAGUGAGUCAUGUGUUGGAAGUCAUGUGACAGGGAUAGGAAGUCAUGUGUCACAGGGAUAUUGAAUCAUGUGAUGAAAGUCAUGUGACACACGGAUAGUGAGUCAUGUGUUGGAAGUCAUGUGACAGGGUUAGGAAGUCAUGUGUCACAGGGAUAGUGAGUCAUUUGAUGGAAGUCAUGUGUCAAAGGGAUAGUGUGUCAUGUGAUGGAAGUCGUGCGACACACGGAUAGUGAGUCAUGGGUUGGAAGUCAUGUGACAGGGUUAGGAAGUCAUGUGUCACAGGGAUAGUGAGUCAUGUGAUGGAAGUCAUGUGACACAGGGAUAGUAAGUCAUGUGAUGGAAGUCAUGUGACACAGGGAUAGUGAGUCAUGUGAUGGAAGUCAUGUGACACAGGGACCGUGAGUCAUGUGAUAUUAGUUGUGUGACAUGUUGAGAUAUAAUGAGUCGAGUGAAAUGUUUUGCAGUGGAUAAAAAAUAAUUUUGAAAAAUAUUUGAAUUAACUCAACCUUAUUUUGAUUUUCACAUUUACCUAGCUGGAGAUAUAAAAGAAUUUUACUUCCACAAACACAGCAUACUCAAUCACAUGUAGAACAAGUGAUGUUUACACACCUGUAGUUUCAUUCCAACUUUUCCUAACACUCGAAGACGAAUUGUCCCACAUUUCAGGUGCUUUCCAAUUUUCGCUAGGGAAUAGAUGAAUCUGUCUUUAGCUGUUGGAAAGACAGCUCACAGGAAUAAUUUUAUGGGAGAAAAAUAAUAAAAAAUAUUGUCAAACAUUUAACUUAUGAUGGUGUACCUGAAUCAUAGUGGGUUUAAAGGCCAUUAAGUUUGUCCGAAUAAAUAAUAACAAUAAUAAUAUACAAACAUUUAUAUAGUGCCCUAUAUAAUUUGUAAAAUUACUCUAAAGUGCUUUACAACAUAUGGAUAAUAGUAUUAGUUAUAAUUGUGAUACAAAAACAAAGGCUUACAAUCAAUUUUAUACAUUAGGCAAAUGACCUUGACCUUGUUCUCCCUCACAGGGAUUAUGUGUAAAAAAACUGCUUCUGAGGGUCUUUAAAGAGGAAAAGCUGGUUAUUAGCUUGCUAGGAUAGCACACUAUCGGAUUUUUGUCAAAUGAAUAACCUUGACGUACUUAAUAGGUCACAUGAAUAAAAAAAAUCAAAUUUCAAACAAACGUCUUAAAGCUGUAGGACAAUAAUGGUAUUUGUCUUGUAGUGUUAGCUCUUGCAUUUGAUCUCUACUGACAGGUGCAAUAUCUUUUAACCAAACUCUUAGGUCGCAGGUGAGUGUUACAGGCCCAUUAGGUCUAUUGUAUACUGUAUACACACAUAUUGUGUGUACAUGUGUAGCUACAAAUUGUACUCGCACGUGUAAUUAUAUAUAUACAUGUGUGUACGACAAUAUUAAUGUUGUGAUGAUACCUCUGUGUGUAAGAAAGGUGUGUAUGUUAAACCUAUGUAAGGUGUGACAUUUUACCAUGUUUUACUGGGGGGAGGGAAGGGGGCACUGGACAAGAUGCAUAUGCUCAAAACAUGAGCCAUGUAAGUCUGUUUCAUGGGGUGGGCUUAAUUCUAAAUAUAAAUAUAUACUGGACUCGCACGUCUAGCUGUACGGAUGUGUGUGUGUAGUUAUACUGGACUCGGGUGUCUAGCUGUACGGAUGUGUGUGUGUACUAAUACUGAACUCGGGUGUCUAGCUGUACCGAUGUGUGUGUGUACUUAUACUGGACUCACGUGUUUAGCUGUACCUAUGUGUGUGUGUACUUAUACUGGACUCGGGUGUCUAGCUGUACCAAUGUGUGUGUGUACUUAUACUGGACUCGCAUGUUUAGCUGUACCGAUGUGUGUGUGUACUUAUACCGAUCACAUGUAGAUUCUGGAACAUACAUAAUUAUUUAUUAGUGAGAGAGAGACUGAUGUGAGAUAUGCUGAAGGAAAUAAACAGAUAGUUCUCCAGG